Molecule: messenger RNA, 1703 nt
Organism: Harpegnathos saltator (Jerdon's jumping ant)
Lineage: Eukaryota; Metazoa; Arthropoda; Insecta; Hymenoptera; Formicidae
Product: saccharopine dehydrogenase-like oxidoreductase
Exons: 8
Coding region: 258-1526 (422 amino acids)
Biological process (GO): glycolipid biosynthetic process
Cellular component (GO): lipid droplet; mitochondrion; plasma membrane
Source: RefSeq, a predicted model, not a curated record
GAUUACUUAUGAGUUGACGAUAGUCGUCUCGACGAAACGUUUCGUUUUGUGCAUUCAACGCAGAACCUGCUGCGUAAGAUUCGUAAAUCCUAUUGGUGUAUAAGCUCUUAAAUUUAACUAAGAUUAAAAGAAUAUACCAAUCAGAUAGAUUCAUUAAUUUUAUGAUAGUCUUAAAGUGAUUUUCAAAAGGUUGAGCUCAGAGCAAGGAUUUUGGCGCCGGAAACUAUAUUUUGAAGGAGAAAAAGAAUUAUUGAAAAAUGUCUGACAGCCGUUUGGACGUUGUAAUAUUUGGUGCCACUGGAUAUACUGGGAAGCUUGUAGUAAAAUAUGCAGUCGACUUUUGUAAAGAAUGGCAAUUGAAGUUUGGUAUUGCUGGUCGUAGGAAAGAAGCUUUGGAAAAUGUGCUUAAGGAAUUUGCUGCAGAUGCUGGGAACGUGCCCAUCAUUCUGGCUAAUGUUAAUGACGAGAAGUCUCUGGAGAAAAUGACGGAAUGUGCCAAGGUACUAAUCAAUUGUUGUGGACCUUUUAGAUUUUAUGGGGAACCGGUUGUUAAAGCCUGCAUCACUACUCGUACUCAUUAUGUUGAUAUUACUGGUGAACCACAGUUUAUAGAGAAUAUGCAAUUACUGUAUAAUAAAAUGGCACAAGAAGCUGGUGUUUACAUAGUGCCUGCUUGUGGUUGGGAGAGUGUUCCAUCUGAAAUGGGAAUCAUUUUUAUACAAAAAAAAUUUGGAGGAGAAGUUAAUAGUAUAGAAAUAUAUGCACAAGCUUAUGCUGAAGCAAAAAACAAAAGUCCCUUGGUAAAUUAUGGAACUUGGGAGUCUCUGGUAUAUAGUAUAACUCAUUGGAAUGAGCUAAAAAACUUACGUGCAAAAUUGUAUCCUGACAAAUUGCCAGAGUUCACACCAAAGUUGAAAUCCAAAGGUAUCAUACAUAAAAGUGAUGUUACCAAUAGUUGGUCAUUAAUAUGUCCGACCUCUGAUCGUUCCUUAGCCAUACAAACACAGCGAUUUUUAUACAAUAAAUACAAGCAAAGGCCUGCACAAAUUCGUAGUUACUUAUCAAUCGACUCUCUCUUUGUUAUUAUUGGAUUAAUUUUUAUUGGUGCAAUCUUAACCAUAAUGACUCGUAUGGCAUUCACUCGUAAACUGCUUUUAAGAUAUCCAACUUUAUUUUCCUGUGGCAUCGUGGGACGCGAAGGCCCCACGCGCAAAUUAUUGGAACAUCAGCGCUGCUUUAUAACAUUUAAAGCUGUCGGGUGGAGCGAAAAAUUGUCUGAGCCUACUGACAAACACACAGAACCACCUAACAAGGAACUGAUUGUAAAAAUGAAUAGUGGAUCGGCAUACGAUGCAACUUGUAUCGCAGUGAUCUUAUCAGCGAUCAUGAUUCUUAAAGAAGCUGACAAAUUUCCUAAUAAUGGCGGAGUGCUUUCUCCUGGUGCUGCAUUCAGGAACACAUCUCUGAUCGAAGAAAUGGAUAAAAACAACAUCAAAUACAAGGUGAUAAAGUCUACCGAGAAAUAAAAAUUAUAUGCAGGUUUCUGCAUAUAAUCCUCGCUGGAUAUUUCUAUACCAAAUAUGAUGCAAUUUUUUAACACGUUUGUGUUUGAUUUUAAUACUAAUAUUUGUGAGUGAUGGUUUGCUUUAUACAUUUAUAGUUUACGAUAUAUACGAGAAAAUUAUUUAUAAUACGUAUACAUA